AUGGCGCUGCGUUAUGUUCUGGUCGGACUCAAGCAAAACCACACCUUGCAGCUCUGGGAUAUCGGGCUUGGCAAGGCUGUGCAGGAGCUCAAGUUCCCUCACGAGAACGAGUCUGAUGCUAUCUGCAGCGUUGCCUAUCACCCGGCUUCUGGGGUUGUUGUUGUCGGACACCCUACUCGCAAUUCGAUUUACUUUGCCCACCUGUCCGCACCACGAUACAACCUGCCUCAGAUGUCUCAGGCAGCAUACAUUCAGGCCCUUAACGACAAGGACAACACUGUUCCUAAGCCUGAGUCGACCGCCUGCUUGAGUGGAAUUCGGGAGAUCUCUCUCGGUUCCAAGGGCCAGCUGAGAAGCUUAGAGCUCCUUCCCAUCUCGAAGUCCGCCACUGACAAGCGUGGAACUGAGGAGUCUGCUCUCUUUGAGCUGUACGUCAUGCACUCACGUGGUGUGACCUGCUUGAACAUCAAGAAGGAGGACUUGGGUUGGACAGCCGAUAAUAAGGUCAUUCGACCUGUUGAUGCUGUGGAGCACGGCUUGAUUGAUAUCAGUGACCUGGCGACUUUCCCCAGCUUUGCCAGUGAUGACCCCUCUGUCAAUGGUGACAACGUCUCUGUUCAAUCUCGCGCUGCUCACAAGGAGCCUGUCAAGAAGGUGGAUUUCGGCGAAUCGACUUCUGGUGUUGCUCCUUCGCGUGGCGCAUCGCCCAUUAAGUCGUCCAAGAAGAAGGCUUUUGAUGAGCCCGAUGUAGCAGCGGCACCCGUCUUGGCUGAAAAGUCUGACAAGAAGAAGAAGAAGAAGGCUUCUGCUGCUGAGGCAAAGGCAAAGGACCCUGUUGCCGCCGCUAUUGUCGAGCCUCUUCCAGUUCCUUCGGUCACCAAGGAAUAUGAAUCCCUUGCCUCAUCUGCCACUGCGACGGGCGCGACUCAGGCCGCUGACCAGGCCUUGUCUGCCACCCCCAACUUGUCCGGCUUCGAUCUUACCAGCGAGGCCCUUGGCAGACACAUCCAGAACGUGGAGGAAACUGUCUCGACUCAAUUCACCAAAACCCUUGGUAUUGAGUUUGAUAAGCUGAACCGUAUGUUGGAUGAUGAACGCCGCCACUGGGACGCUGCCGGAAGCUCCAGGAUUGAACAAGUUCUGCGCUUGGUCUCCAGCUCUCUGUCUGACAAUGUUGAGAAAAGCCUGGCCCGCAUUGUCUCGACUAGCAUUGAGAGUAGUGUGAUUCCCAGUCUCGCUGAUAGCACCUCGGCUGCUGUCAGCAAGCAGCUGGAAAGUGUCGUUGCCAAACAGCUUGGAGGCGCCUUGAACGAGGAAUUGCGACAGGCUCUCCCCAAGACAGUCAUCAAUGCUAUGGAACAGCCACAUGUGAUCAGGGCUGUUACCGAUUCCAUUGCCCAGAACCUUUCUCCUCGCAUUGAGGCUGAAGUGGUCCGCGUUAUGCAGAAGUCGCUUGGCCCCAUGCUCGAGAGCCUGGGACGUACUACACAGAAGGUGGAGUCAGACAUGGAACGUCAUUUGCAGGCUCAGGUCAAGCACUAUGAAGCCCAACGCCAGGCCGACAAUGCCAAGAUUGAGGAGAUGUCGAACAUGCUGCGUGGUUUGACCCAGACCGUUGCCUCUUUGGCCGCCAACCAGAGCCACUCAAAUUCUCAACGUGAGAUUCUCCGUGAGGCCCCGCGUGAGGCCCCGCGCGAGGCCCCCCGUGAGGUCCCCCGUGAAGCUCAGCGUGAUGCUCAGCAAGUCAACGUCAAUAAGCGCGCCUCCAUUGGUCGUCCCUCCGGAAACCAGGCUCGCAUGCCCCAGUUGCAUCAGCCACAGCCGAUGCCUCAACCCGCGCCAAUCCCCCAAGUCGCCCCGGUUCCCGUGCCUGCUCAGGCACCCACUCCUCGGACUCCCGAGGAAGCUGAGCUGGUGGAUAUCGCUCAUUGUAUCAACACCGGCCACUAUGAGGAAGGCACUGUCAAGUGGCUCCAAUCGGACCAGCAAGCCGACCUCUUCGACAACUUCUUCGUUCGCGUGUCUCCUGCAUUCCUGUCGCGACUUCCCGCAAUCGUUCUGCUCUCCGUUGCCGUUGCUGUGACUUCCAGCUGGCAGACCAACAUCGGUCAACGCCUUCACUGGCUCGACGUGGUUCUCCAAAGUGCCAACCCCGACGACAAUGAUCUCCGUGAAGUCGCACCUCGCAUCCUGGACAUUAUGAGCCAACGCCUGAACACCCUGUACAUGAACAUUGUCGAGCGCAACCCGCAUGACCCAAUCCUGCGCCUCAUCGCACCCCUUGCUCGUCGUACCCGGGAGCUACACUCCACCAUUUGA
This is a messenger RNA of Penicillium nucicola, 2319 nucleotides long. RefSeq lists its product as uncharacterized. The record is from RefSeq and is a predicted model, not a curated record. Lineage: Eukaryota; Fungi; Ascomycota; Eurotiomycetes; Eurotiales; Aspergillaceae. Gene Ontology annotation, biological process: deadenylation-independent decapping of nuclear-transcribed mRNA. Bases 1 to 2319 code for a protein of 772 amino acids. Gene Ontology annotation, cellular component: P-body. The transcript is spliced from 3 exons.